GGGUAAUAUGUAUAAAAAUAUUAUAAAUUGAUUUGUAUAUUAUAAUUAUUAUUACUAAACUGUGUCAUAACGCUUACGAAAACAAGAUAAAUCAACUAAUUAGGCUCUAAUGACAAGCUGAUGAAUAAAAUAGGUUGUCAGCUUACACGUACCCACAACAAUUUGUAUUUAUAUAAUUUUUUCACAAUCAUUACAGACAUAUGGCUACACAGGCACUGGAAGAAAAUACUUUCGUGCAUUAUCCUGUCAUAGAAAAAUUUUCAACUUGGCUUUUGCCAUGGCAAAUAAUUUCACAAUUUCAUUUCAAGCGCCGAAUUGAACGGUCGACCUGGAAAAAGCACCAAACAUAGGAGCGCAACACCGAGCAGCAGUUCCCUUCAACCACCGGACGCCACUCUCUGGCGGACGUGUUACAGACAUUCUCAAAUAGAAAUAUUAUAUAUAUAUAAAACCAAGUGGGUCGUGUCAUUACAAAUUUACCGUUUGAAAAGUCGAUGUCACAGUGAAAACGCAAAAUCGAAAAGAAUAUUUAACUUCCAAAACAGAAAUCCAAGUGCAUGCAGACUGUGAAGGACAGUGAAUAUUUAAAAACUUUUUGGUGUUUUUAAGUUUUGUGGAAACUUUUGUUCAACUUGUAUUUCGGUUGUCAGUGGAAAGUUUCAACUCUUGACUCGAGUGUGACAUUUUUUUUGGAUACAACUCGCAUACUUAUUUACCUUUUCUGUGCAAUUUACUAAAUUAUUUCGUAACAGCUAAACCAAAUGUAUUAAAAAUCAUAAAAAGUUAUUGCAUAAAUUUAUUUUAAAUGUUGAAACGCAAACGUUAUAAAAAGCAUCACAACCACUAAAUGUGAAAACGAAAAACGAAAUUUGCGCAGUGAAAUUAAAAAGGUUGAAAAAAAUAAACAAAAGUUGUAUGCUCAAACAACGUAACGGUGAAACUUUUGCCAUGCACCUCAUACCAAAUAUGUGCGAUAAAAUGUUUAUACUGAUUUUAUUUUAUUAUAACGGUUCAUAUAAUUGGAGUAAAAAGGUUUAAACAAAUAAAAAACAUAUAGCACUUUAAACUAAGAACGCAGUAAAGCCGCAGAGGAAGGACACCAGUGUAGCAGUGCGCGGCAGUGACGUUGGACGGACAAUUUGUCGACGUGUAAAAAGUAACGAAAAUUUGCAAUUUAAUUUAAUGAAAUAAAAUAUUUUUCAACCUUAAACUCUUUGAGUUUUGCAAAAAAAAAAAAAUAAUAUUAAUAAGAAAACCAAUUACCAACAACAACAAUAAUUUCAAAUAUUCAUGUAUUAACUAGAUAAAAAUCAACAACGAAUUUCGAGAUACUUGGUAACAAACAUAAACAAAAAGUUAGUAUUUCACAACUAUCAAAAAUUCGCCAAACAGCGCGAAAGUACAUACAAUCUCGAAAAAGAAACUACUUGUCAACACAAACAUUCCUAACGAAUUCUAAAGAUAAAAACAGAAAGUAAAUAGUGAAAACAGGUAAUAAACCGUAAAAGCGCUAUUGAAAAAGUGAACAAUAGCCAAAAAUAAAAAUAAAAAUAAUAACAGUAAAAAAAAACUAAAAUUCACUUACGUACGUUCAGUGAAGUAAGCAAACAAAAAAAUUCCAUAACAAUAAAACAAGCAGUAAACGAAACGAUUUUUUUUUCGUACAACACUAAGUCAGCUGCCGGAAAGCGAGAGCCAUUUGGAGUGCAAACUAAGCAAUUGUCGGAUAUUGCGACUCCAAGCCACGCUGCGCCUAUCAGCAGACAAGCCGCCAGUCAGCUGUUUACGACGCAAUAAAGGUUUACAAAUACACACACAAACACAGCUAUAUGUGUGUGACAUUUGUAUGUAUGAAUGUGUAUACAUUUUAAACGGCGAAAUACUUAUUGUGAUUAAAUUACCUGUGCGGCAGGCACUUCACUCUGCACCAAUUUCACUCCUUACCCCGCUGUCAACACUGACAGCUGUAUAACUGUCGUAAAUCGACAUUACAAACUAGCGUAGUGGUACAAUAAAACCAUAAAUUGGGCUGUAGAGACGUCAACGGAGCAGACCUUCAAAGCCAAAACACAAACAACAGCGUAUACAACAACUAAUACAACAAAUAUUGAAAAGCAAACUUUUGUUAUCGUGCCACACAACUCACGCACACAAGCAUACUUAUAUACAUAUGUAUGUGUGUCUGCGGCAGCGACAAAGCAAAAAAUAACAAUAAACAUAAAAACAACAAAAAGCAAAAAAUAAUAUAAAAUAAAAAUAUUUUACUAAUAAUCAUAGCAGCACACAAACAAAGCGUGACAUUAGUUGUACAUUAGCGCAAACAUACAUACAGACAGACCUAGUCUGAUAGCUGGCAUUCGCUACUCGCCGUCGAUCUUCGGCUCUAUAUAUAUGCGCUGGCACAGUUCGUAGGCACAGAUCGUACGUGUUCUGAUCGUCAUUUAAUGUGAAUAGCAAAUUGCCAACAAUUCAGUCGUCUUUUGACUUUUGUGCGGAUAACUACCAAACGAAAAAGGAUCACAGUGCAUUGAGAGCUACAAACAAAAGGAGUACAGCGCCCAGAAGAGAUAUACACAACAGCAACAGCGACAACGACAAGCGAUAAACCGUUCCAAAUCCCAGAGCAAUUUGGAUCAUUACAAUUUUCUGUGCUGAACGGUGCAAAGGAAACCGUUUUCCGAUGUCGAUUAAUUCGCCAAUACACACAAACUCUGACCUGAUUUAAACAGGCAAAAAGCAGGCAACUAAUUCAAAUAGCAGUGCGUGUUAGAAACAACAACAACAACAACAGCAAUUAGAACAACGUCACAAAUAAAGGGUGUUGUUUUUUCGUUUCCGUUUCGUUUUCGAAAAUAUUAUCUAUCAGUUUCGUUUUACGUUUUUUGAUUUUUAAAUACGUUUCGCUCAUUUUAUACUUCGUAUAAGCGUUGAGCCAUAAUUGGAGAAAAAAAAAGUGUAACACAAAACCUAUACUCAAGAGCGGCACCAAAGAAAAUUUUGGUAAGAAUCACGUGCAAUUAAAUAUUUACUAAAAUAAAAGCACACCAGAACAAAAACAAGUUUGAUAUAGUAAACAAACAAGUGACUCAGUGAAGAAACCAAAUAGUUGGCGAAAAAACUUAAGCAAAGCCAGAGACUUCCAGGCAAAUAAAUCUUGUAGACUACUACAGCGUACUCUCGCGCUCUUAUACUAUAUAUAGACAGCCAACUGCUUGAAGCGUCGAUCAAUCGCAAGCGAGCAGUUACAAUCGAUCGUGUGUUGCGAAACGUGCGUUUAGCGCGUUGCAAAGUACAAAAAAAAAAGAACUUUUACGUUUAAUUUAAUCACGUUUUCUGUGCAUUCUAAAAAAUAAACAAUAUAGAAUUGUUGCGUAUUAACGGUGAACUCAAACAACAAUCUGAAGAAACAAAGAAUUUAAUUUAUCCGGGCUUUGGCCGUUGUAUGGAGCUUUCUAAACAACCAUCGUAUUUUGGAGACGAGCCGGACCUCCUGUUCAAAAGCGCGCAGGGCCGGAAUAGUCUAUUUUCUAAGUGUAACGGUGCUGCAGCCGCCUCCGCCGCCGCUCCAGCAACCGCUGCCGCUACAGCUACCGCUAUUCCAUUAACAAAUAACGCAACAGCCAAAAUUAAUCUAGAAACCUCAUUAAAUGAUUGCGAAAGUGGCUACGUGCCAACGGUUGGCCGUUGGGGCGCCGAAUGGCCAAGUUGACUCGCCGAAGCCAGCCUGGUGCGAUGUGGCGCCGCCGCCGCAAGCACAACAGCUGUUGAAGCAGCUGUUGUUGUGGGCGCCGGCGCCGAUGCCGGUCCAUCGGCGGGUUCGGUACGAGUUGGAUUGACUACGAACACCGUUCCUGUUCAAGAUAGACCACAAAAUAACAACGGCCAACGAAUUGUUGUCGCCCAACAGCAGCAAUGCAACGUGGACAACGACAACAAGACGUGGUCGCUGGACAACCACCAUGAUGUUGAUGAAAGCCAUGUGGAUGAUGACAACGACACUGGUGGACGACGCGUUACAAAUGGUUACGAUGCAGUUGGUGUGGCAGCAGCAGCAGCAGCAGCCGCAACAACAACAGUUGACAGCAAAAUCAAAAAUGUUGAGAACAACAUGGAAGCUGUUGUGGCCGGUGCCAUUGUAUUUGACACCGAUACGAUUGGAAACUUUGAUAAAGUGGAUAAUGUGACAUCGAGUGCAUCAAUGGAACGCUGCUCGACCAUACGUAAACUACUUGAGGAGCAGCACCGCAAAUGGUGGCGCCACCAAAUGCACGGCCAACAAGAGUGGUGGGCCGAUGAGGAUAGCUACAAUUUAACUGCAUUUAAUCAAAUCAAUGGAAUCUGGCCACUGGGACAUCCGCUGCCGUUGCCCGAUUGGGCAGCCAGCUGUGAUGAUGAAUACACCAAAGGCGUAUUGCAUUUUGAUUCGGUUUGGGAAUAUGAAGAUCUAAAUGCGACUAUUGAGACGAAAUUACAUCGUAUGCUCGAGGAGACACAUUACGACACGGUUAACUUAUUUGUGGACUUUUAUCGAGCCUUCAAGCGUACACGUCGCUCGGAUCUUAAGUCGUUCUUCCAAUUCUACGACUUGCCCAUAAACAGGCGCCAUCACAUGUGUGUCUCAUUGGCAAUGGAAAUAAUGACACGCAUCAUUGAGAUCUUUCCAGUGCUACAACAUUAUUUGUAUUUAGUUUCGUGCGAGGAACAGGUCAUGUCGCAAAGUGACUACAUUGAAAGUACCGAUGAAGUGGGUGGUUUGAACUCGCCGCAUGCCAACGUAGAAAAAGAACACGCUAUGGUUGCUAUGAAGAUUUCAAUAGCCGGACGUGAAGGUGUUAUGAUAUUGGAUCCGGGUUAUCAUAUUGGACGUGCUGUUACCGUAAUGUCCGACCAAAUGUACCCACAUACAGGUUGGUUCACACAGUCGAAAGAACCACGUCUGCAACGUGACUACUGCUACAAUUAUUGUCUGCAAAACAAGAAGUUCGUUGAAUGGAUGGAACGUGAAACACGUGGCGAUGAGCAAUCAUUCAAAUCAUCACUCAUCUACGUUGAACAGCCCUAUGUGACGGCGAUCGAUGUGACAGUACGUCGUAAUCUGGUGUAUAAUUUCCGCUCGUUAUUAUCGCGUGACGCCAAAGGACGUGUGUUCGCGGGUAUUUAUCUACCGGUCGUGCCAAACAGCAACGAGUCACAUUUCACACUAUUCUAUGAUGGACCAAAUGAUCAGCGCAUAAAAGUGAAAUUCAUGUUCAAUGUUUUCAAGAAUCCAGGAAAGAUUCCCGAUAAUGUGCAGCAGCAUUUCAGCAAACUGGCACCGCAGUUAAAUAUGAAAGAGAAGGAGCUCACCGAACUCUGUAAAUCCUUAGCCGAUGUCAUAAACGAUCAAGAUUUCAUACAACAGUUGUUGAGCAUUAAUGAGGAUAUUGGCGUUAUGUCAGCUGAAAAUUGACAAUUAAAGGAUAAAAAAGUCGAUGCUAACCUAAAAGGUGUGGAUGAAAACAAAUCACCGAACAUAAUUGGCACGACUGCAAUAACAACGUCAACAGCAGGAGCUCGUUCGAGUGUCAGCUUGGCAUAAACUUAAAUAUUUUCUCUGCAACUUAAUUAUUUCUCAUUUCACACUUAUAAAAAGUUAAAGUAGAACAAAAAAAAUCCAAAAAAAAAACAAUUAUAUAAGCAAAAAUUCUUCAUAAUGCACUUAGAUGAAACAACAAAAUUAAAGCAUGAAAAAUUAAGUAUAUAAAAAUAUACGGGGUUAAUAGUUUACUGGUAGUUUGACGACAUUUAUUCUUAACUUAAAAAAAAAUUAUUCCACACAUAUAAACAAGUUAACUCUAAUGAAAAUAUUAUGUACUAUAUAUAUACUAUAUGCAAAGUACUUGGAAAACAAAUGUCAAUCUUUAGAGAUUAUUUAACACUAUAUACACGAGCAUUAGAAUGUUACAAUUUGUAUUCACACAGCAAAAAUAUUUUUGCCAAUCUAAUUUAUUAGUUAAUUUUCAUUUGUCUAUUGCUUCACUAACGCUGGAUAUCAUGUCUUGCUACGCUAGUUUUAACUACUUAAAUAUAUAAAGAAAUUGUAGCAAUUGUAAAAUGCGUGUUGCGCACAGUCUAGCCAGUUAUUACUAUUAAAUAUAUGCAAAAUUUUCAAAUAAACAAAUACCAAUUGCAACAGUAUCACAAGUAACUACAAAUAUGUACUGAGCAAAGGUUACGUGAUACUUUUAAACGCAAGCUUGUAGUCGCAUAACAUACACUUAAACACAAGGACAUGAUAUUCCGGAAUAGUUAAUGAAUUUUCGUAACUCACCACUAGACUCUACCUAUUCAUACACCCGCUAUAAUAUUAUAUUAUUAUUCUAAUGAUCAUUCUUUAAUUUAGUGUUUUCAAUUAAAGGCAAAUAUAAGAAGUGAAGAGGUGCAAUAAUGUGGAAUAUUAUUGUUUAAAAAAUAUACAAGUCCAUAUAUUUAAAACACUUAUGUAACGUAGCUUAUAUAUAUAUAUAUACCAUUAUAUAUUCUAUGCACGAAAUAAACUUUACUUUGACAAAAAUAAAAAA
Messenger RNA from Bactrocera oleae (olive fruit fly), 6560 nucleotides. The record is from RefSeq and is a predicted model, not a curated record. NCBI's taxonomy places the organism in Eukaryota, Metazoa, Arthropoda, Insecta, Diptera, Tephritidae.